This is a messenger RNA of Pyrus x bretschneideri (Chinese white pear), 1263 nucleotides long. RefSeq lists its product as uncharacterized. Lineage: Eukaryota; Viridiplantae; Streptophyta; Magnoliopsida; Rosales; Rosaceae. Gene Ontology annotation, molecular function: protein binding. The transcript is spliced from 4 exons. Bases 1 to 1263 code for a protein of 420 amino acids. The record is from RefSeq and is a predicted model, not a curated record.
AUGAAUUUGAUGGUGUUAAAGUACAAAGUGGGAAUUUUGAUUGGCACCUUUAAGAUUGUACUGGAUGAUGAUGGUGCUGGGGUGGAAUUCUCGGGACGUUACAUCACUUUCAAAGAAAAUGUCGAACAUGCUGUAUCCACACUAGUCUUAUCAUGGAGAAUUCUCUGUUCGAAAAAAGGAACAAAACUUAACGUGGUGAACGGCAGCGGCUGUCUGCUUAAUCAACCUCCUUCUAACCACUAUGUCAACGAGGAUAUCUUGGCUGAGAUACUGUCACGGCUUCCAGCCAAAUCUUUACAACGAUUUCGGUGUGUAUGCAAGCCAUGGGGUGCUUUAGUCUCCAAUUCUGAUUUCCUUAAGAAGCAAGGCCUCAACGUCAAAAGCACAAGGUUUCUUUACUCGACCGGAACUCAUUUCCGAUCCAUAGACGGCGAAGCAUUAUUAUUGUUGAAGAAGGAUAACGACGGCGGCGAAGGUGGUCAUGUUGCAAUGAGAAAGUAUAAUAUUGAUUUUCCUACAUGGCGGUUCUCAAGUAAAAUUGUGGGUUCUUGCAAUGGCUUGUUAUGUCUAACUUAUUUGGCCACAAAAGACCAGAGAGACGUUGUCUUAUGGAAUCCUAGCACUAGAGUUGUCAACACCUUGCCACAAAUUGAUUCGCCUCCAUUCGAUGAUAUUCCACCUUUUCGCUACUAUCGGAUGCUCUAUGGAUUCGGUUAUGAUUCCACAACUGAUGAUUACAAGGUUGUAUUCGGCAUUGUCAAGGACUUGUGUGUAACCUUUGCGAUCUUUUCACUAAGAAAAGGUUCGUGGGGUACUGUUAGCUGUAAACAUCUUCACUCGAGUUGUGCAGAUCCAAGCCAUGGGUGCUUGCUAAACGGAGUUCUGCACUGGUUAGACUUAGGUUUCGGAGUGAUGCGGCCGGCGACAAUGGACUUCUUCAACGACAUGGAAGACCACGGCUCCACCAUGGCCAUGGAAGCGCAAACCCAAUCUCAGCUGCGGCGACCAGCUCGACUGCCCCAACAAAGCCCAGAGCUUGAAGUUCCCCAUAACAGUCCGUUGGCUGCCAAAACUAAAAUUCAAACCCCAGAAAAUUUGAACAACAACUCCUCCAUUGGUGAAGAGAAAACCUGUAAGUUUGAAGUCAAUGUUGACCUUGAAGAUGAAGACGAAGACGAGGAGGAAGAUUACGAAGAAGAAGAAGAAGAAGAAGACGAUGAAAAGUCUAAUGGGAUCGCAAGGGGAAGGGGAUUUGAGAGAUGA